This is a messenger RNA of Paramecium tetraurelia, 4293 nucleotides long. RefSeq lists its product as uncharacterized. The transcript is spliced from 6 exons. The record is from RefSeq and is a predicted model, not a curated record. Gene Ontology annotation, molecular function: protein binding. Gene Ontology annotation, biological process: organelle organization. Gene Ontology annotation, cellular component: cytoplasm. NCBI's taxonomy places the organism in Eukaryota, Ciliophora, Oligohymenophorea, Peniculida, Parameciidae.
AUGAACUAAAUUGGAAUUGUUGAUAAAUUAGAUGAUUCCUUCAAAAAAUUCAACUCCCGCAUUCUCGAAGUUGAUCAAGGUCGCAUCAAAUAUUAUUCAAAGCCACCUCCAGAUUUUCAAUCUGAAAAUCCAAAACUUAACGACAAACCUAAAGCUGGACUACUCUUCAGCAGCAUCCUAGAUAUCAUUGAAAAUGACCCUAGAAUCAGCAAUGAUUUGUAGCCCAGAGUCAUCGCCUUCACUUUUUAUUCUAAUCAAGUGCUCAAAGGCAAUGAACUCAAUAAACCAGAACCUGCCCUUCCAAAACCAAAACAACCAUUAUAAACUUGGAUUUUUCUAUUCAGAGACAUUGAGUCUAAGGAAAGAUGGUGUGAGAUCUUUGCCAUGAAUUUGCAGAGACAAGAGGCUCCCACUGCUUCUGUUAAGCAAUUUGUAGAAAAUCAAUUGAAAUAAUUAGAAAAACUAAGUCCAGAUCAGAUCAAGGAACAAAAUCCAAUUGAAAGUGUCGAUGAAGAGGAGAAGCUCAAAAAUGAGGCAAAGGUUCGAUCUGGGAAAGUUAAAUAAUUUAGAACGAAUUUGAAAUUGUAAGAAAUUGACAGGAAAAAUAAAGAAGAAGAAAUUAACAGAUAAAGAAAGCAAUAAUUUGAAGAAGAAUAAAAAAGACUCAAUCUCCAAAGGGAAGAGGAAGAGAAGAAGAGAAGGGAAGAGGAACAACGAAAUUUGAGAAGAGAAUAGGAAAGAUAAAUGAAGUUGAGAAUAUCAACAGCCUGGGAAUUCAGAUAUUAUCAAGCUUUGGAGGACUGUAUUGAAUCAUGCGAUAAUUUUGACAACAGCAUGAAAGCUGGUCUCAGAUUGAUCAAAUAUCUUGAGACUUUCAAAGAACAAGCAUUCAUCUCAGUCAAACAAUUAAUUUGCGAUCUUUUGGAUAAAAAAAUCACAGUUGUCAACUAAAAUCAGAGUGUCAACUUAAUCGAGGAAGACAAUCAAAAGAAAACUAUAUUCUCUAAGCCUAAGAAGAAGUAAUAAAACAACGAAGAAAAUAAUUAUAUUGGGUAGUUCCAGGAUUGCUUUUAUGGCACCUUCUAAUUUAAAAGUAAUAACAUGCUGAUCUAUAUUGCAACAUCUGAAACUGUUGAGAGAACUCUUCUAAUACCAAAUAAAUCAGUGAUGAUUCAAAGUCUAAAUCUAAAUUUAUUAGAAUUACCAUUCUGGUAUGGAAUAGUGCAUUCAAAUUGCAAAAAACGAUAAUUGUCAGAUGAAUUCAAAGCCUUAAAUUAUUUGAAUGACAUCUGUUUCUCCCAAAGAUCUGUGAAUAAAUAUUUCAAACUCAAAGUUCCAUUAUCAUGUCAAAUUGAGUAUCUAGGAUUUAAAGCCUUGGUCCUAGCAUGUCCUCCUUCUCCUCUGGAUGAUUCAUCUUUAAUUUACGGUGUCCCAAAUGGUGAAAAUUAUUACAAGGCAUCAUAAAAACUAGAACUUGAAAUUGAAGCCUUGGGUAGAAGCUUAGCGAUCAAGCCUCAUUGUUUCAUGUGGAAAAUCGAAAGAUUUGAUCCAAAGAAAAUACAAUUAGAUACCAAAAGAUCUGUCAUCCAAUUAUCUGUAAAUACUCAAAUACACAGUGGUAACAUUGCUGAAUUUGAACAAUUAAAAGCCUAGAUUAAAAUUUAUGCAGACUAAGAAUCAGAACAAGAAGUUAAACGACAAGGCUUGUUUUAUUUACUUAGAGUAAAGGAAAUACUACCUUAUGUCAUUGAAGAGCACUACUCAGAACUGGUGGAAUAAUCUAAUAAGACAAUUCCUGCAAAUCACAACUUUGAUCAUUUACUUUAAAAUUAUGAAUUCAGGAGAGCCAGACCAGAAUUUCUGUCAGUGUAUUAUGAUACAGGUGUCAGUGGUUAAUUGAGAGCAUAGUAAAGUAACAUCCAAAACAGAAAGGUCUAUAAUCCUGAUGCAUAUGACACCAUUGAGGAAUCAAAUGACAUAGCAAUUGAUCAAAUGGCUUUAGCAGAGAUGAGCAAAAACUUCAUUAGAGGUUAUAUCCAAGAAUUCGUGAAUAAAAUUGAUCAAUUAGAAAUAUGUCCUAUUGAUAGUUAUACGUUAAGAGAAAGCUUUAGACUUUUUGGUAUUAACAUGAGAUUCCUUAAUCUGGUGGCAUUAUAAACUAAAAUCCCCCAUGUUCAAUAGUUAUGCGAAGUGGAAAUGAUGGCUAGAUCAAUUAAAAACAUAUUUAAUUAAUAAUUCACAGAGUUUUUGUAGACAAUUACAGAGGAUUAAAUCCCAUUUAAGCCCUUUGAUCCUAAGAAAAUCAUCAGGGACCCCUUUUCGGAUUAAGAAGAAUUGGAAUCGAAGAGACCCUUCCCAAAAAAGUAAUCCAUAAUGUUACCACGCACGAUUAUUUAAGAAAGAGAAACCAUGUCAGAAUUCAUAGAGAUGCAAUACAAAGAGUAAUUGGCAGACUUAUUAAAUUUACUGUUUUCUAAGAGCAAUGUGUUUUAUGAAUAAAUUCUCUUUAAAUAAGUGUUAUUUGACUUCAAUUAUGAUUUGAAUUUGAAAUUAAAAGGGAUUUGUCCAGGUAGUUUGUUGAGUGCUUUACAGUAUAAUUUAAAAUUCGAAUCUAAAUUUGAACCCAAAGACAUAAUUUUUGGAACUCCUUAUGCAUAAUUAGAUGAGAGUGUCAUAAACAAAUUUAAUUUGAAAUAGUACUUACAUUAAAAAACUUACUAGCAAUUAUAUAAAACAUCUAUCAUCCCAGCAUCAUCUCAAAUGACUCCAUUGACUACUCCUCCCACUAAAGGAGCUCAUUCGAUAAAGUAAAUGAAUAAAUAGGUGUUCUUUGAUUCCUCCUCCAUAAUUCAGUUGAGAUUCGAUGUUCAAAGUUUCUCUAUGUUAGAAGUUGAGAUCUGUAAACUGGUGAAUAAAUUUAAUAUCUUCAAACUAUAGUAAAACUACCAAUUGGCCAUAAAAGUUCUUCAUAUACGCCUAAACCUUCUUGAAGGACUCGAACAUUCCAGCAACAUAGCUUAAGCCAGAACCAUGGUGUUGACAGACCUAGCAGAAUUGCAUUUCAAAUAGAAGCAGUAUUAACAAACAAUGGUUCGAUUAGCAGAGGCCUUGAAACACUUGAAUCCCAACAUUUACCUUGACAGCGAGAAUCUUCUUAAUCAACUUUCCAAUAUGAAUUAGAGAUGGAUUCCCAAGGUGGGGAUGAUUCGACCAUUGAUGUUGUUAUUAGAGAUAGUAACUGAAUUAUACUAGGAUUACGUAUUCAUAGUAUUCGACUUGUUGAUAUUUAAUUUGGAGUUUUGUUUAGGUUCCCAGCAUCAUUACUAUGCUAAGGUCUUCAAUAUCAUGGGUACAUUUUUUAAGAAUAGAGGAUAAAUAGAGGACAUGCUCUAAAUGAAUACUAUGUAGAUAAUAUGUCUAAUCAAAACCAUUGGUCAUCAGCAUCAAUUGACUGCUGAUGCAUACAUUGAAAUCGGAGAGCAAAAGCAAAGUCCUGAAUAACAAAUCCUCUUUUACGAAAAAGCCUUUUACAUUUUUGAAACUCUCUACACAGACAAUAGUCUAUAGACAGCAUAUGUGGCUUGCAAAUUAACCAAGGGUUACACUGACUGUGGUAAAAUUAAUGAGGCCUUGAAGAUUAGUUAAUUGGCUUGCAAAAUCCUAAAAACUAAAGCAUAAGAUAAUUUGGCAUAUCUACUAGAAUUGAGUUAUUAUAGAGCUUAUAACUUUUAUAAGAAUUAAUAAAAAGAAUAGGCUCGAAAAGAAUGCGAAGAGUACUUUAAUGUCUUACAAUUAUAUUGGGAUUAAAUAUAGGCUUAUGAUCAGCAGGAUCAAAGUCAUUCGGAUAUAAGCAAUAUUAAUCGGGACUUAUAGUCUUUUCCAAUAUAAUUGAUUGAGAUGACUCGCAAGACUUUGAUCACUUUUACUGAGAUAUUCUUGGCAGAAGCCUCAAAAGAGCAUAGAAAUUUCUUAUAUUAGAUGUUUGAUUUGAUUAUAGAGAAUCAUGCCAGAUCUAAUUUAUUGGAGCAAUUCGAUUCCCAAUUUAAUGUUCAAUUCAUUCAUGUUUUAAAGAAAAUUAAAACUUUGGGCAGUUUAUAGGCUUAUUUUGAAUGGUCCUUAAUUUAAUUUGUAGAUAAGACUGGAGGUGAUACAAAUUGGUUAACUUUCAAUUUUAAAGUUUAAAACUACGAAUAGUUAAAAGAACCAUAUGAAAAUUAUGAAUGCAUAGUUGUCACACUAGGAAGAAAGGUGUUGGCAUAGAUUUUUGAAAAGAUUAUGAUAAACAAUCCAUGA